Eremothecium cymbalariae DBVPG#7215 is the source of this 186-nucleotide messenger RNA. It is a transcript of the gene ATP15, whose product is annotated as F1F0 ATP synthase subunit epsilon. The transcript has a single exon. The record is from RefSeq and is a predicted model, not a curated record. Gene Ontology annotation, biological process: proton motive force-driven mitochondrial ATP synthesis. NCBI's taxonomy places the organism in Eukaryota, Fungi, Ascomycota, Saccharomycetes, Saccharomycetales, Saccharomycetaceae. Gene Ontology annotation, cellular component: mitochondrial inner membrane. Gene Ontology annotation, molecular function: proton-transporting ATP synthase activity, rotational mechanism. Bases 1 to 186 code for a protein of 61 amino acids.
AUGUCUGCCUGGAGAAAAGCUGGUUUGAGCUACAAUACCUACAUGGCCGUUGCAGCCAGAGCCGUCCGUUCCGCAUUGAAACCCGAGUUGAAGAACGCUGCAGUAUUGAGCAGAUCUAAUACUGAAGCCAAGGUGAUCAACUAUAAGGAUGGAGCUGCUUCAGACGCUGUCCCAUUGAAGAAAUGA